Anas platyrhynchos (mallard) is the source of this 4908-nucleotide messenger RNA. RefSeq lists its product as uncharacterized. Gene Ontology annotation, molecular function: extracellular matrix structural constituent conferring tensile strength. The record is from RefSeq and is a predicted model, not a curated record. Lineage: Eukaryota; Metazoa; Chordata; Aves; Anseriformes; Anatidae. Gene Ontology annotation, biological process: extracellular matrix organization. Gene Ontology annotation, cellular component: collagen type IX trimer.
GAAAACGGGCGGGGAGCCCCGAGGAUGGGGAUUGUGCCCGGAGGGAAGGGGCUGAGCCCCCGGGGGCUCCUCUGCCCCCCCCCCUCAGCCUCCCCUGCAGCCCCGGAGCCCUGCGGUGGGCUGCACGGCGGAGCGGGGGCACCUCGUACCAUGGGCAGCAGCAGCCUGGGAUGGGGGCUUGGAGAUCCACGGGAUGUCCCGAGUGGGAAGGGACCCUCAGGGGGUCACUGGGUCCAGCUCCUGUGCCUACAGGGCCACCCCCAAAUCAGACCCCAUGUCCGAAAGCAUUGUCCGAGUGCUUCUUGAACCCUGCAGGCUCGGGGUCCCUGGGGUGCCCGUCCCCCAUGCCCGGCCACCCCUGGGUGCAGAACCUUUCCCUGAGCAGGGCGAGCCAGCGGGUUUGGGACUGCUCCACGCCACCUUUGAGGCAAUUAACGGUAAUUAAGCACUUGGACAUCAGCUGAGGCUUCACCGCAGGGCUGAGCCGGGGAGGAAGGUGGGGAGCAGCAAGGGGACAAAAGCCACCCCUGCACCAUGCCCACAGCCUGGGCACGCUCGGGAAGGGCUGAGCCCAUCGCAGCCCCCACGAGGGGAGCAGAGACAGCCCGUAAUGCUGAGAACCCCAUACUCAUCUCACGGCUGAGCACACCCAAAUUUUGGGGCUUUGGUGAGCAGGAGCACUCUGCCCCAUGCAGAAACUCUGAGCCUGGGGGCUGGGGAUGCUGCGGGCAGGAUGCAGGCAGGAGCCAUGUCCCCCACGCUCCCCCCCUGGCCCCUUUCUCCCCUCCCAACCAAAGCGGGGACCCUGCAGAACAUCAGCACCCAGCACUGCCCCCGAGCCCCCCUGCCCUGCCUGGCACAGCCACGUGUGGCCGUGACACGGGGCAGAGGCGCCAGCCUUGACACGGUGUCCGAGCCAGGGCCAAACCCAAACAGGUGCCCAGCCCCACUGGGAACGCGGCACCUUAUCAGGCCUUGGCAGUGCCGAGCGCCUGCCGGGGAGGCUGUUGUGUCUGCGGGGCCGGAGGGAGCAGGCAGAGCGCCGGCGGGGAACGGGGACGUGCUCUGGCUGGGCACGGGUCCCCCACGUCCCCCAGCCCAGCACCAUCCUGCGAGAUGGAGAGGGGGUGCUGGGGCACCCCACUGCCACGCUGCCCCCACCCCAAGGUGCUCAGCGCAGCCCCGUUCGCCUGUGGGUGAUGGGGAGCCCCUGUGCUGCCAGGUCUGGGGCUCUUUGGGUUCCCAAAUUCUGUUUUUUUGGGGUUCCUGGGGCUAGGGGGGGGCCGGCUGGGUGCUGCCUCCCUGCGACACCCCAACAGUCCCUAAGCCACCCCAGCCCUGCAGAGGGGCUGCAGGUCCCAGCAGUGCCGGGGCAGACGGGGAUCUGGGAGUCCGGGGGCUGCAGCCCCCAGCCCAGGGUGGAGCAGGGGGGCUGGGGACCACACGUACCCACAUUGGGGUGCUGCAGCCACCCACGCUGCCAGCCCCCGAUGCUUCCCUCGUGCUCUUGCAGCCCCCUCCCCACAGCUCAGCACAUCUCAGAGCCAGGCACCCAUGGCCAGGCAGACCCCAUGGAGCACCCAGACCCCUGGAGCACCCAGACCCCAUGGAGCACCCAGACCCCAUGGAGCACCCCGACCCCAUAGAGCACCCAUCUGCUCCUUGCCACUUUCGGUGCCCCCUGCUCCCAGCCAGCCCCUUCCCGCACUCGUAGUCCUUUUUACUCCCCAUUUCCAGGCAGCAUCUCCUCCCCCAGCUCCCUCUUCAGCAGCUCCCUCCACCAGCCCAGCCCUGACUCCCCCUUCCUUAGGGUUCCUCCGCCGGCCCCCCCACCCUGUCCCUGGCCGGGGCACGCCAUGGCUCAGCUCUGAGCGCUCAGCCCCGUGCCGAAUGCGACCCGUGGGGUGCGGGUGCUGGGGCGGGCAAGGGGGCGUGUCGGGGGCCGCCGUGAUAACAGCGGGGGCCACGUCAGGGCCACGGGAGCAGACGGCGUGGGCGAACGGCAUGAGCCAGGCCCCCCCGUCCUUGGCACCCUGAGGCAGCAGCAUGGGGUCCGGGGACCCCCGGAGUCUCCUCCGCACCUUCUGUAUCCUUUGGGUGCUGGCCGGGCACCUGCCCCCCAGUACAGCCCAGUGGUUUUACCCCCUGGGCUCUGAGGACACCACCCCGGAGCCAGGCAGCAGCCCCGCGACCCCCACGCUGCCCACCCUGGAUGGGGAGGAAGAUGGAGAGGUUGGCGAGGUGGAGCCCACCAGGAAGGUGCUGCUGAGCAAACCCCCGCUGCCCGCGGGCUCCAGGAGACGGGAGCCCCCCUCCAGGGGUGCAGCCAAGGGUCCGGGCCAUGCCCCAUCGCGUGCACGAACCCAGCACAACCGCCCCACGGCCACCCCACAGAUCUUCGAGGGGAGCGCGGAGGAAGAGGAGUUCCUGCAGAUUAAGAGCACAGCGAAGGGGCUGCCCCCGCAGGUGCCCCCGGCUGCCAAAAUGGACAGGGCUCUCCAGAUUCACAACAGCUCCAGCUGCGUCUGCCCCGUGCGCCCCGGCCCCCCUGGCCCCCCCGGCCCUCCUGGCCUGAAGGGAGAAAAAGGAGACCGGGGGUCCCCAGGAGACAGAGGCCAGCCGGGGCUUUCUGGGGAGAGAGGGAAGACGGGCAACCCCGGGCAGCCAGGUCACCAGGGACCCCGGGGCCCCCCUGGUCCUCCGGGACCACCGGGGCCACCGGGACCACCAGGUGCUUGGGGAGCCAGGAGCCCCCCUGCCUCCGCUGCCCUCCCCAAGGGAUCAGAGAACGAGCUGGGAGCAUCCAGCCCUGCAGGGAACCCAGGACCCCCAGGCCCCCCAGGGCCACCCGGCCCCCCUGGCCCCCCCGGCUACCCAGGCCAUGAAGGCUCCCAAGGGCUCCCCGGGCGGGAGGGGCAGCCGGGCCCCCCCGGCCCUCCGGGGGCUGUGGGACCACCGGGAUUUCCAGGGACCGAAGGAGCUCCGGGGUCCCCAGGCUCAGCUGGAUCCGAUGGACCCCCGGGGGCACCGGGACUCCCAGGCCCACAAGGCCCCCCCGGGGUCCCCGGGCACGAGGGACCCCCCGGCUCCCCAGGACCCGCGGCGCUCCCUGGCAAACCAGGGCUCCGAGGGGAGCCAGGAUUCCCCGGAUUAAAGGGCGAGAAGGGCGAGCACGGGUUGCCGGGCAUGCCGGGGAGCCCCGGCCGGCCUGGAGACGUGGGCUCCCCGGGAAUGCCCGGUCCCAUGGGACCACCGGGACCACCGGGGGACUACAGGUGUGAAUCGCGGCACGCAGGGCACCACGGAGCCGCCGGGCCACCGGGACCCAAGGGUGAAAAGGGCGACCCAGGAGAGCAGGGGUGCUGCUACGGGGAACACGGGUGCAAACCGGGCCACCUCCCCUUCCCCGGCACCGGCAGCCAGUCCAGCUCCUGGGUGCCCAUCAGCGGGUACCAAACGCCCAGCAAAGAGGAGACGGAGGUUUACGGAGCGAUCAUUCCCCACGGUCCUCGAGGUCCCCCUGGGAUCCCCGGUCCCCCUGGCCCCCCCGGCCCCCCAGGAGCCCCAGGUCUCCUCUACCUCAACAGGGUGUACCCCAUCCGCGCCCAGCCGCCCUGCAAGGAGCCGGCAGCGGCUGACGCAGCCUGGGCAGCAGAUGCUGACGCCUCUCGGACGGAGCCACCGGAGCCCCGUGCUGACCUCCGGCGCCAGACGUGGGUCUUCAGGUCCAAGGAGCUGAUGCUGAAGUCGGGCAGCGCCGUCCCCGAGGGGAGCCUGGUCUACGUGCGAGAAGGGAGCAGCGCCUUCCUGCGCACCCCCAGGGGCUGGAGCAGGCUCCUGCUGGAGGACUCGGAGUCGCUCUUUGCCGGUGACGACCCCUCUGCCUCCACGCCGCGGUACCAGGAGGCAAAGCGGGUACAGACACGGGGUCCCAACACGGAGCCCCCCGCGGGAGCCCAGACGGACUCGCUGGUCCCGAAGGAGGAGGGAGCAGGGCCGCCCAGGAUCCUGCCCACAACCGUCGCCCCCAGGAUGCCUUCUCUCCGCUUGGUGGCCCUGAACGUGCCCCUCUCCGGGGACAUGAGCGGCAUCCGCGGCGCCGACCUGCAGUGCUACCGGCAGUCGCAGGAGGCUGGGCUUUUUGGCACUUUUCGGGCUUUCCUCUCGGCCCCCACACAGGACCUGGCCUCCAUCGUCAAGAGGACGGACAGGGCCCUCCCCGUGGUCAACCUGAAGGGCCAGCUGCUGGCCAGGUCCUGGAGCUCCCUUUUUGAGGGGACCCCACGGGGCCCCAUCUACAGCUUCAACGGCCGCAACUGUCCUGACCGAUGCCCUCUGGCCCCGAAAAGUGGCAUGGCACGGAUCCACGGCCCGGGGGAGCCAAGCCCGCAGGCGGGACUGCCAAGGAUGGAGAAGCUCCGGGCCCGGGGAGGGUUUGGCGGCCCCCCUGGGCGAGGGCAAGUUGGUGGCGGGGCUGAGGCACAACUGCUCCGAGGAGCUGGUGGUGCUGUGCGUGGAGGUGGCCUUCCCCUACCGCCACAUGUGGUGACGGGCACGCCAUGGGGACACUGCCCCGGGAGAGAACCGCAGUGUCGGGGCUGUGAGAGCACUGGGAAGAUGGCGCCGUCCCCGUCCCGGGCACUGGGAGCACUGGGAGGACGUCGCUGUCCCCGUCCCGGGUUGGGCUUGGUCCCCAGGCUGUGCCCGGCCACCUCCGUUACCUCGAGCAAUGCUAAUGCUGCGUCUUCCCCAGAAAUAAAGAUGUGGAAAAGUUGGUGUUUUGGACAACGCCCAGCUUCCCGUUACUGGGGACGGGGGGUUGUUACUGGGACAGCGACCCAUUCCAGCCACCGUCCCCCCAUGUCUCCCAGUUCCCCCCCAUCACCCCCCCCCAACAACGAGGACUGA